AUGUCUACUCAGAAAGCAAUUGUCGUCGUUGAACAAGGAAAGGAGGGUCUCGUCACCGACCGUCCCAUCCCCCAACUUCGUGAUGACUACAUGAUCGUUAAGACCGUCAGUGUGGGCUUGAACCCCACCGACUGGAAGCACAUUGCCUAUCUUUCCCCUCCAGGUGUCCUGUCUGGAUGUGAUUACUCCGGCAUCGUCGAGUCCGUUGGAAAGAACGUGACCAAGAAAUUUGCCAAGGGAGACCGCGUGUGCGGAUUUGCACACGGCGGUAACGCCGUCCAACCCGAAGACGGUACCUUCGCCGAGUACAUCGCCGUCAAGGGCGAUUUGCAGUGGAAGAUCCCCGAAAACAUGAGCUUCCAAGAAGCUGCCACCAUUGGCGUGGGUAUCAGCACUGUCGGCCAGGCUCUCUACCAGAGCCUGAAGCUCGCCCUGCCCACCGAGCCCAUCAAGGAUAACACCCCUAUCCUGAUCUACGGUGGAUCAACCGCGACCGGAACCCUGGCCAUCCAAUUUGCCAAGCUGUCCGGCUACAAGGUUCUGACCACUUGCUCGCCCCGCAACUUCGAUCUGGUCCGCAGCCUUGGCGCCGACGAGGUCUAUGACUACAAUGACGCCAAUGCCGCUGCUGAGAUCCGCAAGGCCACCGACAACAAGCUCAAGUACGUCUUCGACUGUAUUGCCCUCGAGGCCAGCGCUGCAUUCUGUGACAAUGCCCUGUCCACCGAGGGUGGCGAGUACAGCGCUCUCCUCAUGGUUAAGAUCGCGCGUGAGAACGUCAAUGACCGUGCCACUUUGGCUUACACCACCCUUGGCGAGGCUUUCAAGUUCGGCAGCAUGUCCAUUCCCGCCAACCUGGAGGACAGAGCUCACGCCGAGAAGUUCGCUCCCAUUGCCGAGAGCCUGCUUGCUCAGGGCAAGGUCAAGGUUCACCCUCCCAAGGUUGGACCCAAUGGCUUGGUCGGUGUAAUGGAUGGAUUGAGGCUGCUCAAGGAGGACAAGGUCAGCGGCGAGAAGCUGGUCUACAACGUCUCUGAGACUCCUUAG
Penicillium nucicola is the source of this 1047-nucleotide messenger RNA. Its product is annotated as zinc-binding alcohol dehydrogenase family protein. Gene Ontology annotation, molecular function: oxidoreductase activity, acting on NAD(P)H. Bases 1 to 1047 code for a protein of 348 amino acids. The record is from RefSeq and is a predicted model, not a curated record. Lineage: Eukaryota; Fungi; Ascomycota; Eurotiomycetes; Eurotiales; Aspergillaceae. The transcript has a single exon.